Messenger RNA from Temnothorax curvispinosus, 1451 nucleotides. RefSeq lists its product as uncharacterized. The transcript has 6 exons. The record is from RefSeq and is a predicted model, not a curated record. NCBI's taxonomy places the organism in Eukaryota, Metazoa, Arthropoda, Insecta, Hymenoptera, Formicidae. Bases 235 to 1380 code for a protein of 381 amino acids.
AUUUUUUUAGACACGUACAAUAAGGCAUGAAAGGCAGCUAAUCUUCAAAAUGAUGAAGAUCGAACAGUAGGGACAGAAGUUAGUGAUAUAGACCAGCCCAGAAAAAGAAAGAAAAAUCCGAAAUAUAAUGUCACAGAGUCAUCCAAAUCCGAAGAUAAAUGUAAUACUCACACUGUUAAGAAGAGCAGGAAUAAUAAAUUGAGAGAUCAGUCUAGCGAUAGUGAAAAUGAAGAAAUGGAAGAAAAAGCUGUUCGGGCAAAAGUUGCAGCAUUACUAGCCAAGAGAAAUAAUAUAAAACCGCAAGUUUCUCAAAACAAGGCUAACAAGGAGGUUUCCAUGGUUACCAAAUCCAAAAAUUUAAUUAAAACACUCGAUUUAGAACAGAACCGUUCUGUUGGUUUAAAUGAUACUAUAGAAAGUGACCCACGUUCUAAAAAAACAUAUAAUCUGACAGAUGUUUUGCAUGCAACAACAGAAGUCCCUAGUACCCCUGCUUCGUCUUCUCUGCAAUUUCACCGACAAUAUGAUGAUAGAAUGAAUAUAGAUAGAAUGAAAGAACAACUUUUGUUAGGAAAUGAUUCUCAACAAUCAGAAUUUGUUUUACCAUCCAGUCCAGAAAUUAUACAAGAAGAAAGUAGAGAAGAAAUUAAUACUGCAACAGAUAAUAAAUAUGGGAGCAUAAAUAUCUCGCAGAAAUUAAGUCAGUCUUCUGACUUAAGUGAUGAACAAAGAAAAAUAAUUACUUCUGUCACAGAUCAACCUACAGGUGUUAAAGCUGUAUCCAGUGGAAAGCAUUCCAAAGAAAAUAGAUCUUAUGAUGCAAACUGUAAAAAUUUACUUACAAAAUCGGUUUCUCCUUUUUCCAGUAAGCACCAAUCAUCAAGUGAUAACACUGAUGCUGCCAUAAAAAUAAUUAAGACAGAGUUACUUCAAGAAAUAAGUAGUAAACUUGAUUUUGUAAUGAUGAACACAACAAAAAUACUUACCUACUUAGCACCAGAGGAAAGUCUUCUUUUAAGACCAGAUAACCUUCCAGCGCUUCCUCUGAAGUCAGUUGAUGAAUAUGAUAAAUUUGAAGAGUUUUUAAAUGAUGGCACGAAUUUCUCAACAGUGGUACAAUAUUUUGCGGGCCGUAUGGUUAGUCAAGGUAGUGACUGGCAAAGUGCUGUAUACCUAGUAUCGAAACUGCUAAUAAGUAACAAAUUAGCAAGAGCAAUAAGUUGGGUAGGUACCAAAGAUACCAAGAUCGCACUAGCAAACAGUAAAAUUAUGGACGCUGUUUCCUGCGCUGUUCUGAAAAACCAUCCCAAAAGUGACUUAAAACUAGUGAAGUUAAAAAUACAAAGAUGGCUUUAUACGGGAAACCAAAGAAAAAUUUAAUUAUUUUUUCAAAUUUUUCUAGUCAUGGGAGAAUUACUUGCCUUUGUGAUAUUUAAUGUUAAGGCUCCUGG